Molecule: messenger RNA, 8845 nt
Organism: Actinia tenebrosa (Australian red waratah sea anemone)
Lineage: Eukaryota; Metazoa; Cnidaria; Anthozoa; Actiniaria; Actiniidae
Molecular function (GO): protein binding
Source: RefSeq, a predicted model, not a curated record
CAAUUUUAUAUGAAUUCGUUUCCAUCUCUAUUGAGCGUUCAGCUACUCAAAUUAAGCCAAGGUAGUGUCGUUGCUGUUAAACUUGACUUCCGGUCACUUGAAAGCGAGGAAUUGGUUGAUCUUAUGGAAAGUAUUGAAAUUAACAAGACUAUAAAGGAGCUUGCUGUCAAACUUAUCAAUGCAACGUCGGACGAUGUUCCGUUCGCGCCAACCUUAUUAAGAGUGGAAAGCCUAGAUGACUCAACCAUGGUCGAGUGGGAUUUGGUUGAGCCUUCGCCCAGUCAAGGAAAAAUCGAAGGAUACAGGGUAUAUUACAGACAGCUUUCCUCAAACGUGUGGGAGUUUGAAACUUGUAAUAAAGAUGAAGAUCGCCUGAGCCUGAAAAAUUUAAAACCUGGGGUAGAGUAUGGUAUUCGUGUGCUGGCGUUCUCUAACAACGGAAAUGGCAUUCCUAGUGAUAGAGUUGAAAUCUUCGUCAAAGGACAGCCACUGACCACACAUUACGUUCAAUCGAGUCCGUCUACAGAACCAUUAUCGACACCAACUUCUGAGCCAGAAAAAGAAAUACUUGCCACCACAUUGCAACCGGAAGAAGGAUCUAAAUCUGUUAUUGAAAGCAUCUCCACAACUGCUCCAUCAAGAGAAACUAAAAGCAUUACCACAAAAAUAACAGACGGUAAAACACUGUCUAGUCCAUCUACGCCUCAAGCUGACACAUCUACACAACCUACACCAAAAUCAUAUCCUACGCCAACAUUCAAAGAUGUAACCACGACAACAUCAGAAGCAGAAGGAACAGCUACCAGUACAGAAGGACCAUCAUCAACACCUGGUGCUACCUUCGCAACGGUAGAAACGUCAACUGUAAGUACUGAAACAACGUCAUCCAUGACAACAACAGAAGCAGAAGGAACAGCUACCAGUACAGAAGGACCAUCAUCAACAUCUGGUGCUACCUCCGCAACGGUAGAGAAGUCAACUAUAAGUACUGAAACAACGUCAUCCAUGACAACAUCAGAAGCUGGAGGAACAGCUACUAGUACAAAAGGAAUAUCAUCAACAUCUGGUGCAACCUCAUCAGCGGUAGACGGGUCAACUGUAAGUACUGGAACAACGUCAUUCAUGACAACAACAGAAGCAGAAGGAACAGCUACCAGUACAAAAAGAAUAUCAUCAACACCUGGUGCUACCUCUGCAACGGUAGAAGAGUCGAUUGUAAGUACUGGAACAACGUCAAAAAUGACAACAACAGAAGCAGAAGGAACAGCUACCAGUACAGAAGGACCAUCAUCAACACCUGGUGCUACCUUCGCAACGGUAGAGAAGUCAACUGUAAGUACUGAAACAACGUCAUCCAUGACAACAUCAGCGGCCGAAGGAAAAGCUACCACUACAGAAGGGCCAACAGGAACACCCAGUGCCAUCUCAGCAACUCAGUCAACUAAACGUCCUGAAAUAACGUCAUCCACGACGACAUCAGAAGCAGAAGGAACAACUGCCACUACAGAAGGACCAUCAUCAACACCUGGUGCAACGUCCACACCAGUAGACGGGUCAACUGUAAGUACUGGAACAACGUCAUCCAUGACAACAUCAGAAGUAGAAAGAGCAACAUCCAGUACAGAAGAGCCAACAGGAACACCCAGUGCAACCUCAGCAACGGUAGAAAAGUCAACUGUAAGUACUGAAACAACGUCAUCCACGACAACAUCAGAAGCAGAAGGAACAACUGUAGAAGUACCAUCUUCAACGGCAGGUGCAACCUCAGCAACGGAAGAAGAGUCGACUGUAAGAACCGGUAAAUCGUCAACCGCGACAUUAUCAGAAGUAGAAGGAACAACUGCCAGUACAACUGUUACAUCUGGAAUACAUAGAUCAACAUCCACUUCAGAAGAAUCAACAACGGCUGGUUCAACAAGCGGAUCAACUACUAAUAAGGGUAGAUUACCAACUACAAACACCCACACUCCAUUCCAGGUUACAGUGUUUAGUGAUAUCACUAACCCUAAAGAACAGAUAAAGUAUUCAAGUACAACUGCAACACUCACACGAAGUACGUCACCUAGGAAGACAGAAGAAGUAAAAAUAACUUCGAAAACCCAUAAGCUUUUGGUGACACCUGUUCCAACCACAACUACUUCGGGUCAUACUUUUGCGCCAUCAGGCAAUUAUGGUGCAACCACGUCGACGCAAGAAAAGUCUUCUCUUAGCACAGGAACAAAAUCACCGACCACAACAUUUGAAGUUGAUGGAACCACCUCCAGUACAGAGCGCUAUUCGAGAACUUCUGGUGCUACUUCUUCCACGCAAGAAAAGUCAUCUGUGACCGCAAAGACAACAUCACAGACCACAACCUCAGAAGUGGAUGGAACUACCUCCAGUACUGAAAACCCUUCGAGCACUUCUGGUGCUACCUCUUACACGCAAGUAACGUUAUCUGUGAGCACAGAAACAACAAAACCUACCACAACAUCAAAAGUGAGUGGAACAACCUACAUUACAGAGGCACCAUCRAGUACUACUGGCGCGACUUCCUCCACGGCUGAAACGUCAUCUGUGAGCACAGAGACCACAUCACCUACCAAAACAUCAAAAAUAGGUGGAACAACCUACAUUACAGAGGCACCAUCGAGUACUACUGGCGCGACUUCUUCCACGGCAGAAAAGUCAUCUAUGAGCACAGGGACAACAUCGGCGACACCAACAUCAGAAGUGGAUAGAACCACUACUAUUAAAGAGGGCCCAUCGACGACUUUGAGCGCAGCCAUUGCCACUACAGAAAAGGAAACCAGUGGAUCGCUUACUAAAUACACUACUGUUUCUAGUCCAUCUGUCAACACAGAAAAAGACAGUGCAAGUACUGCUACUGAGGCAUCAUCAAGAUCGACUCAACCAACGCCAUUUAUUAUUACACGAUAUACAGAGUCUACAGAUAGUGAGGAACAAAUAAAACAAAACUCACAAUCUAGUACAAGCUAUUCACCAACAACAAGUGAAAGGACCAAAUUUGAUGGGAGUACAAGUAGCUCGGGUCCAUUUGUAACCACAGGAGGCGAAAGCGUACGUACUACUACUGAACCUCCCUCUGCAGGCACAGGAACAGUCAGUACAGAUACUACUGAUGCAAGUCCAUCUAAAAGUACAGCAACAGACAGUACUGGUACUACGGCUGCAAGUCCAUCUGUAACCAAAGGAACAGACAGUAACAGUACUACUGCUGCAAGUCCAUCUGUAAGCACAGGAACAGACAGUACUGGUACUACUGCUGCAAGUCCAUCUGUAAGCACAGAAACAGACAGUACUGGUACUACUGCUACAAAUCCAUCUGUAAGCAUAGGAACAGACGGUACAGGUACUACUKCUGCAAGUCCAUCUGUAAGCACAGGAACAGACGGUACUGGUACUACUGUUACAAGUCCACCUGUAACCACAGCAACAUACAGUACUGGUACUACUGCUGCAAGUCCAUCUGGAAGCAAAGGAACAGACGGUACUGGUACUACUGCUGCAAGUCCAUSUGUAGCCACAGCAACAGACAGUACUGGUACUACUACUGCAAGUCCAUCUGUAAGCACAGGAACAGACGGUACUGGUACUACUGUUGCAAGUCCACCUGUAACCACAGCAACAUACAGUACUGGUACUACUGCUGCAAGUCCAUCUGUAAGCAAAGGAACAGACAGUACAAGUACCACCUCUGCUAUUUCAGUACCUAGCACUCCAUAUGUCAUGGCUAAUAGCAUAAACCCCACUACUAUCAAAGUACUGUGGAAUGGAAUCAAGCUCGAUGAUAAAUCCCUUCGCUUCAAGAUUUUUUACAGAUCCGAGAAAGAUGAUGUUUUGAAGAGUAUUACUUGCAAGAACUGUAGUUCUAUUUUACUUACGGGGCUUAGGAGUGGAACAAAGUAUCGUGUAUCAGUUGAAGCAUUCAACCAUAUUGGUGUAAAUGCCUUGUCAAGCAGGACCGAAAGGUCAAAAAGGAGAGCCAGGAUCUACAGGAUUUAACGGCACAGUAAUAAAGGGUAGCAAAGGAGACCGUGGAAGUAUUGGUCUACCUGGACCUCCUGGUCGCACAGCCUACGUGUAUUCUAAUGGUACAACACAGUAUAUUAAAGGACAAAAGGGUGAUAUUGGCUCCUGCUCUUCCAAUUGUUCUUUGGUUGCCGGAGUAAGGGGACCAAAAGGAGAACCUGGACAAACUAUUACUGGUCCUCCAGGAAAGCCAGGUAGCCCUGGUAAACCUGGAACUCGUGGUUUGGCGGGUUCGAGUGGUCUCCCUGGCCCGCCUGGUCCUCCAGGCCUGCCUGCUACUUAUGUUAAUAUGUCUACUGGCGAGGUUCUUCGAAUACUUAAAGGCGAUCUAGGACCUCAGGGGCCAGAAGGACGAAAAGGUGCCAAGGGUGACAGAGGAAUUGGAGGCAAGGAAGGUGAAAACGGGACCAAAGGAGAAAAGGGCGAGCGAGGACCGAUAGGACCAAUAGGUCUUCCUGGAAAAAAUGGCAAAGAUGGCGUACCAGGAAAAGGAUCUAAAGGAGACAAGGGAACAGCUGGACCCAAGGGAGAGAAAGGAGAUUCUGGAGCACCAAAAGGAGAAAAGGGAGCAACGGGAGAACAAGGACCCAUAGGAAUACAGGGACAGAAGGGAGAAUCUGGCGACUCAAUUCAAGGACCCCCCGGUCCACCAGGACCACCCGGUGAUGCCAGCAUAACCAACGGCCAUGGAUGUUCUUGUUCCCCGGGCCCUCCUGGACCUGUUGGACCUCCAGGUCCCAUAGGCCUUAAGGGUAUACUUGGCGGGCCUGGUCUUCCUGGAAAAGAUGGUUUUAACGGUUCAAAAGGAGAAAAAGGAGAGCCGGGACCACCUUCACCGCCACCACCUGUUUUCCCACCAAUCCCAGGUCAGAAAGGAAGCAAAGGUGAUCCGGGUCUACCAGGUUUCCCUGGACUGAGAGGAGAAAUUGGCCCUCAAGGUCCCAAAGGAACCAUGGGAAAAAUUGGUCUUCCAGGAAAACCAGGUGUUCCUGGAGAAAAGGGGGAUAUCGGACCUCAAGGCGUGGUGGGAUUUCCUGGAAGAAAGGGAGAGGUCGGUAAUCUUGGCCCCAAAGGAGACAUAGGUCCUAAGGGCGAAAUUGGGAACAAGGGAGAAAAGGGUGAUAGAGGUGGAGACGGAGAACCUGGAGUGAAUGGGAUCAAAGGAGAGCCGGGUUUGACAGGGACCCAAGGACAAAAAGGAGAGGUCGGACUUGUUGGAGAAAAAGGAGAUAAGGGUGACCAAGGCAAACCUGGCAUCAAGGGAGAGAAGGGAGCCCAAGGAGUUGGGAUCAAGGGAGAAGUGGGAACACCAGGGAAAAAUGGAUUGCAGGGUCCACGAGGACGUCAUGGAUCUCCAGGUCCCCCCGGGCUUGUUGCUGUUGUUAAGGGUGCUGAAGGAGCUGCUGGCCCACCAGGAGAAACUGGCCUCCCAGGCAAUAAGGGCGUAAAAGGAGACACCGGAGAAAGUGGACCUAAGGGAGAUAAGGGAGUAAAGGGAGAACAAGGUUCCAAGGGAAACGAUGGUGUAGACGGAUCCCAAGGACCACCCGGACCGAGCGUCACUGGACCACAAGGUCCUCAGGGUAUCCAAGGCUUGAAGGGUAACCAAGGAGAGAAGGGAGAUCUUGGAGAAGUUGGUCCAGUUGGACCCGCAGGACCCCCUGGUCCGCAAGGCAGCAAAGGAAGUGUUGGGCCUGUGGGACCAAAGGGUGAAAGCAUUGAAGGCCCCCCCGGACCACCAGGCCCACCUGGACCUCCAGGCCUGAUCACGGAGGUUAACAAACCACCCGAGGGUCAAAAAACCAACAGCAAGGGAGUCAAAGGAGACAAAGGUCCUAAAGGGUCAAAAGGAGAACCAGGUUCACCCGGACUCAAGGGUCCUCCAGGAGUAAAGGGAGAAUCCGGUGAAGCUGGAGAAGAUGGACCUAUCGGACCAUCCGGCAAGCAAGGGCCACCUGGACAAACUGGUGACAAGGGCUCAAGUGGCGAUCCUGGUAAGCCAGGAUUACAGGGUCCUAAAGGUACCCAAGGAGAGCCUGGAGAUCAAGGCCCUAAAGGAGUCCCUGGCAAACAAGGGGAUGUUGGUCCUCAAGGACCUCCUGGACCCCAAGGACCUUCUGGCCCAACAGGACCUGUGGGUCCUGCUGGUGAUGUCGGUCCUGCUGGUGGAAAAGGAGCUAAAGGAGCCCAGGGUGAAGUUGGUCAACCUGGAUUAGUUGGUCCACAAGGACCUCGAGGCCCAACAGGAUCUCAGGGUAGUCAAGGACCACCGGGAUAUCCUGGAUUAGAGGGAAGCCCUGGUCCUUCUGGUUCUAAAGGUGCCAAAGGAGAAAAGGGCGCGAAGGGUGUAGGAAUAAAGGGCCAGAAGGGUGAGCAGGGACUCAGAGGUUUCGCGGGCUCGUUAGGAUUCCCGGGUAGCAAAGGGUUAAAAGGUGACUCUGGAGAACGAGGACAACUUGGAUCCCCUGGACCUGAAGGACCUCCUGGACCAGCCGGGGCAAAAGGAGAACCCGGCCUUGAAGGCAAAGAAGGAAAAACCGGACCCACGGGACCUAAGGGUGAUAAAGGAGAUUUUGGUUUUCCUGGAAUACCUGGCAAUCCUGGAAUAAAUGGAAAUCCUGGACCACAAGGUGCUAAGGGAGACAGUGGUAAGCCUGGACCGCAAGGACCGAAAGGAAAUGAUGGAGAAAAGGGAGAAGACGGUCAGCAAGGUUUACCAGGACCAAAGGGAGAACGAGGAGAAGUGCAAACAGUUGCCGGACCACCCGGACCCCAGGGUCCCCCUGGACCACCCGGUAUAUCAACGGGUAACUCUACCUUAGUUGGACUUCGCGGACCUCCUGGACCACCCGGGCCUCCAAGCACCAUACCGGGACCACCGGGGCCUCCUGGACGCCCUGGACACCCUGGAGGAGAGGCUGGAAACAUUGCUCCUUCACCAACCUCUCCUGGAAUGACGGUUUUAGAAUAUGGGGUCGUAACCUUUGAUCGUAUUGAGAGUAUGAUUCAAAGUUCACCCAAACCUCCCAAUGGUACCCUGGGAUUUGUUCUUUCCGUGCAGCGCCUCUACGUCAAAACAAGUACAGGAUGGAGGCUCGUUAUUGUUGGUCCGUUAGCGAACACAGGAGAAAAUCCUACAGAUGAAACCACAAUCACUCAGGCGCCCGCAGUAAAACCUAUUCUACCACGACCAGGAAUCAAGCUUACAGGACACUACUUGCGCCUUGUAGCCCUCAACUACCCCAUGACUGGUCAGAUGGGUAGUAUUGGAGGAAUCGAUUAUCAGUGCUGGAGACAAUCUCGAGAAUCUAGAAUAGGCGGCUCGUACAGGGCUUUUAUGUCCAAUAAACUGCAGUAUGUCUCUUCUGUGGUACCGAAGGAAGCAAGACAUUUACCAGUUUCUAAUCUAAAGGGAGAGCAGCUGUUCCCGUCAUGGAGAAAACUGUUCUCCAAGAAUUUUGCCUUUAACAAUAAAAUACCUAUUUAUUCAUUUGACGGACGAAACAUUCUGGAAGACAAUCGAUGGAGCAGCAAGUACUUUUGGCAUGGUUCCAACAGUGAUGGCAGCAUGUCUUCGGAAAACUGUCAAUCAUGGCAAAGUCGAGAAAAGCAAGACUUCAGCACAGCCGCCGCUUUUGAUGGCAGCACAGCAGUCAUGGCUGAUGAACUAUUUACAUGUAAUAAUAGAUUUGCUGUCCUCUGUAUUCAAAUUGCCCACCCCAAGAUAAGAAAAUAACGAUACGAUAACGAAAAUAAAUUAGGAAAUAAUUUUAUCAAAUUUAUACAGCCACGUGACAUUUCAGCACGUGAUAUCAAAAGUCUCGUGAGCGCGCAUGCGUUUAGGCAAUUCAAAAUCCUUUAUAUAAGCUAGAGAAAAUUUUCGUAUUCGAAUUAAAUUUAUGCUUUGCUAAAGUAACGGGCUUUGCAACCACAAAAUUCUCAAUAUUAUUCUGUCGAUUGGAAUUUUUUAAUACUAUUAAUAUGCAGUUGCAUUUUAUUAACGAUAUUUAUAUAUGUGACAAGAUUUGACGCGAGGAUGAUGGGAAGUUUUGCCGAAAUGUUCAAUAAAAAUCUGUAGACUUGGUACGAAUCAACUAUCAAAAAUGUUAGCUUGCAUAACUGAUAUUGAUAAUCAGUUUUGAACUUUCCCUGUUGGCUUUGUCAACGACAAUCUUCAAGUGAGAAGUCGUAACUAUGACUUCAAACCAUUUCUUCAGAAAUGCGUUGUUAAAAAAAGUUUUUUGCCAUUAGGUCAGCUAUAGCCUUCUGCGCAGACGUUCUUAGUGUCUGUCGCGCAACGUUUCCCUCCCAACGAAUGAAACAUGGGGAGAGAAACGUUGCGUGACAGACACUAAGAAAGUCUGCGUAGGAGCCGGGCUUCAACACGGUAUCUUUUCAAUUUAAUUGUAGUUUGUGCCGCCAGACUUUUCCUUAAAUUGCGGACACACGAUGCGACAACGCCUGCAAAGUUGCAUGAAAAAGGCUGUCUUUUAGGAUGUUGUGAUCAUGUAUCGCAUGCAACGUCGAUACAACAUCGCACCGUGUGUCUGUACCUUUAGGCUUCGUCCACACAUAUCCGGAUAUUUUUGAAUCACAGCUUUUUCGUUUCGGUUUGGCGUCCCGAGCACACGAGGCCGUAUUCACAGCGUACCCUAAAAAUCACCGGGCAUGAAAGUGCGGAUUCAAAAAUAUCCGGAUACGUACGCGUGGGCGUGGCCUUAAUAAGGAGUUUCAUAGUAUUAUUCUUAGCUAAAAAUACAGCCCUAUAACACUCAAUUAUUUGUUAUGUUAAAUAAAAUAUACUUCAACUGAU